UUUUUAUAAUAAUUACUAGCCAACUCGGAUUUAAAACGUUUGCAUUUGCCGCGUGCUUGUCGUGUUUCGUCGAAUGCGCAGUUCUGUUAUAGGGAAUUCGCGGACCUAAAGCUCUAGUGAUAUAUCGCUGACGGCGGCUGACACGGGAUUUGUUUUCAUUCCGUCACAUUCCGUGCAUUUGGUUGAUUGAAGUCGGCUGUUUUUGCUCGCGCGUUUGCUCGCGCUCGGAUAGAAGCGGAUUCUUCAGCGCGCAGGUUGUACAGACGACAAUGGCCAACCAUUACGAGGUUCCGAAUUGGGCCGGCAAACCGCCGGUAGGACUUCAUCUGGACGUACUGAAGAACGACAAGUUGAUACAGAAACUCAUGGUUGAUGAGAAAAAGUGCUACCUAUUUGGUCGUAAUCAACAACUCAAUGAUUUCUGUAUUGAUCACGCGUCCUGUUCUCGCGUUCAUGCAGCUCUUGUUUAUCACAAGCACCUAAAUCGAGCGUUUUUGGUCGAUCUAGGAAGUACACAUGGGACCUUUAUUGGAAAUCUACGUUUAGAAGCUCAAAAACCAACUCAGUUGCCAAUUGAUAGUACCUUUCACUUUGGAGCAUCUACUCGAUAUUACAUAAUAAGAGAAAGACCUCAGACUGGUGCCCGACCUAUCAUCGAAGAACUGGAGAAAUUAUCUGAGGAUAUGGAUGCUGGUGGUUUGCUAGGGCUACCGGAAACGGAAACAGAAUUGGACAAUCUAACGGAAUUUAAUACAGCUCACAAUCGACGGAUCUCUAUGCUUGGCAUAACAGACGACGAAAUGCACAAACCGACGCGCAAGCGAAAGAAAAAGGGAAUCACGUUUAACGACGACGAAGAAGUAAUUAAUCCGGAAGACGUUGAUCCGUCAGUCGGAAGGUUUCGUAAUCUUAUACAGACAACAGUUGUUCCUAAGAAUGCGUAUGGAGGGCGGUCUUAUAUCAAUGUCAGAAGAUCACCAUUCUUUAAAACACAUGCAACCGACGUCUACCGCCUCACAGCUCUAUCACGAUCUACCUCCCGAGCAAUUUACGUCAUCAUCGACAUCGGUCAAUCCGUUCUCCACGGCUCUUACGUCGCUCACGACGCGGCUUGGCAUGGCGUUACCCAACCCGGCACCCGACGUAGAAAUGACACCAAAUCAAAUCCAGGCGGAGGUACAGCACGUGCAAGAGCACAUGUCUGGUACAACGGAACCGCGCGCGAUGGAACCGAAGAAGAAAAAAUAUGCCAAAGAAGCAUGGCCUGGGAAAAAACCGAUACCAACGCUUCUUGUAUAAUAGGAAGAAUUACCGUUCGUGUAUACAUAAUUAUUUGCCGAUAGAGCUGCACUUUCAUCCAAGGAUUGUUCAUAUAUUACUAAUUUAUGUUGGAUUUUUCAUCAGCUCUGUCAUAUAUGUUAUUAUAUAUCGGCAAUAUCAAAUCUGUUUUAAUCACGUUAUAUAGUUGAAAGAAACUAUGUAAGAUUUAUGAUGAAAAGACUAAAUCUUUAUACUAAUUAAAAUUAUUAAUGUAACAAUAAUUCAGAUAUAAUUUAAACCAAUUGCCAUGGUUAAAGUUUCUAUAUAAAGUAAACACGUUUAAUAAAAUUUAUGAUAAACUAUUUGAAAAAUACAAAUGAACUAUUAUAAUCUAUUAACAAACUGCAUUUAGUAACUAAUGACGAUACUUGAUCAAAACAACCUAAAAUUAUAAAACUUCAAAGGAAUUUAAUGAUAUUGGAUUUAUAUGUUUAUCAUGUUAAGUUUUGUAUUCGUGCUACAUUUAGUUUAUUUUUACUGCGAUACACAUAUAUCGAUAGAAAUAAAAAAUUAUUAAUAUUUACUUUAUAUUGAAUAGAUUUUAGUUACUAGCAGUAUAAAGUUAUAUAUAUAGUUUUAACAUUGGCGUGAUUUUUUUAUAGUUAUUAAUAACAUUACCAUACUUGUUACAUAAUAUAUUGCAUUUCUUUAAACCUUGGCAUAAUAUUUCCUCUAUGUAUAAUUGCUGUCGCUCCAAGUGCAAUGAAUAUGAUGUAAAUAACUAUACAAGAUAUCUUGUUGAUAUACUUUUAUAAAUCAGUACCAAAAAAGUCAAUAAAAAGGUAAAUAUUGUAUA
This is a messenger RNA of Monomorium pharaonis (pharaoh ant), 2116 nucleotides long. RefSeq names its product nuclear inhibitor of protein phosphatase 1 (gene NiPp1). Gene Ontology annotation, molecular function: protein serine/threonine phosphatase inhibitor activity; protein binding; mRNA binding. Gene Ontology annotation, cellular component: nuclear speck. The record is from RefSeq and is a predicted model, not a curated record. NCBI's taxonomy places the organism in Eukaryota, Metazoa, Arthropoda, Insecta, Hymenoptera, Formicidae. Bases 270 to 1343 code for a protein of 357 amino acids. The transcript is spliced from 6 exons.